AGCGCGUGGCCUGUCUAUUUUUUUUUACGCAACCCUUUUCUUACGUCAACCAGCAAACAAAAGAAUGACGUAAUCAAUCAGUCGAGGUAGUCACAUCCAGACAGGACAAGAUGGCAGCGUUUUAUCGCUACUCGUGUUUAUGGCACGGUUGCGGCAAACAUUGUGGCUCUUUACUCGAUUUGAUAGACCACAUUGAACUGGUGCACAUCGAGAAAGACCAGAGAAUACUGGAGAAGCAAGAAUCGUCUCCGCCGGCUGCUUUACCACUGUCUUAUAUUAACUGUUUCUUUACCGAAGCAGCUCGCCGGGCCCAACAAAAAGAACAAGAACAACUUAAUGACAUUACUCCGCAAACAACUGAACAUAUCGUUAAAAAGAAAAGACCUACUMCUCCUAAAAUGACUUUUAAUCCUAUUGGGAACACAGAACCGUUUGAUAUUGUGGAUGACGAUGGAAAUAUGAGUGAUAAAAGCGAUGAAUCGUGGAGUUCUGACCAGAGUUUUCCAAGCGAUUUUAAGCUAAUAUUGAACGCCGUUGCCUUGGACGAUGGCGAAGGGAAAAGAUAUGUCUGCCCCGUCGCUGGCUGCGAAAAACGCUACAAAAAUGUUAAUGGCAUAAAAUACCACGCAAAAUACGGACACAAGAAAGAAAAUCGGGUUAAAAAAGCACAUAAAUGUCACUGUGGUAAGAGUUACAAAAGCCCAAGUGGACUGCGGAAUCACAUGCAAGCACAGCACCCUUCGAUUAACUCAUUGCCACACUAAAUAUUUAAAAGUAUUUAUUGAAUUCAUGAAGAUCAGUCAUGGUGGAUGUCUGAUAUAUAUGUUACAUGGAUUUUUACCAGAGAAAUUGAACCUUAUUCGAGACGUAUUAAUUUAACCCUACAGAGCGUUGGUGUUUGUUCCUGUACCCCCYGAUGAGCAGCGAAAGAUGUUAUUACGACUUGGAGAUUUUAUCUCAACUAAAAAAAUCAAACAUCUAGAAUUUACGAGAUUGAAGAUUUACCUAGGAUAUAUGCAACUCCGUUCGUAUUCUGUUUGGAGGGAUAUAUAGUUUGUCUGCGAAGGGUACUUGACAAAUGUACCAUAGAAUUUGUUAAUAAUGAGACGCGUCACGGUGUGAUAUAGCUUGUCAAAUAUCUGUUUGAACCAAAAAUCGAUGAUUUUAAAAUUUGUUUUUAGUGUCAAUUGAAUUCGUAUCUUGAUGUGAAAUCCUGUUGUAUUUUCUUGUUCGUGACGUCRGUAAAAUAAGCAUUUUUUGAUGUACACAAAAAUUACUUGUUUGGUCUCAUGGGAUUGAUCGAUUACUUKGUGAUUGAAAUCCGUCGUCUGUUGUGUUUACUCAAUCGAUCGCUUUAUGCAAAUGCUGAGAGCUGUGUGACAGCUGAACUAAUAAUUUUCUGUUCACAGUCCAUGAACUCUAGAUCUUGAUGAUUAGCUAAAAGCUUUUAUUUUUACAAUUUUUUAACUUAGGUGCUUGAAGAGUGAAAUUUGAAACAUUUCAGAUUUUUGAUCAAUCUGCUAAAACCCAGUACUUAAUUUUAAUUUGCUAUGGCAUGUUCAGGUUUACUGAAAUGGUUGAAUAGUUUGAAAACAGCCUUGACAGUCAGCUGCAAUUUACYGAUCUAGAUAUAAUACUUGAUAUACCCCCUUUAGAAUUUAGCUUAGGUCUGUGACUGUUUUACCUYAAUGCAGUUCGCAUUUACAUGUGACAAAUGCGAGAUCAAUGAUCAGCAAUUUCAUUUUCUUCACUCAUGCUUUUAAGCUCUUGAUUGACAGUUAGCGAGAUAAACACACUUUCUAAUUAGCACCAAAUAUCACUAACUAAUUAAUACAAAUAGAGUGCUCUUUACUAUUGCUGAAAACCUUUGAAUUCACUUGUUUGUAUAGACAAGCUUAUUGGUAAUGAAGCAAAAGUGGUCUAGAUGUUAAUGGAAAGUGACUAAAACCUUUAUUUAUUAUUCAGCUUUUGGCAUAGAUAAAAUUCAUGUAGUACUAGCURAUAUUUACUGCAAUAGUACGAUGCCAUGCUUUAAAUUUUUCACUCAAACUCCAAGCUCUAUGUGUUUGAGCCCAAUGUCCUCCUUGUUGCAUGUGAUUGAGAACUGCAUAAGAUUAAGAAUUGUGUAUUUAAGAAAAUAUUUUUGUUUAUUUCGCUUCAUUCCAUUUUUCUGAUUUCUAACUAGUGCAAUCUUUAAGCCUGAUCAGUUGUUUGUGAAUACCAAAUUGUGCAGUGUAGAAAAGUGAGUUAAUGUAUAUGACAAAAUUCCUACAAGAGUUUUURAUUCUUAGAUUUAAAUUAUAUUGCAAGUUCAUCUAAGUUAUUAUUUAUAUGAGAAAUCAGAUUAUUACCUAGUUAUAGUUAGUAUUUUAACUGUACAGUACAUGAGAUUUAUUAGCUAUUAUGGUCAAGGGACUUGUUGGGUGGAAUGACAUGGAAUGCCACRGCAUAACUGUAAAUAUAUGAAUGAAUAAAUAAUUAGAUAAAAUAAGAA
Actinia tenebrosa (Australian red waratah sea anemone) is the source of this 2494-nucleotide messenger RNA. Its product is annotated as juxtaposed with another zinc finger protein 1-like. Gene Ontology annotation, cellular component: nucleus. The record is from RefSeq and is a predicted model, not a curated record. Lineage: Eukaryota; Metazoa; Cnidaria; Anthozoa; Actiniaria; Actiniidae.